Messenger RNA from Symsagittifera roscoffensis, 360 nucleotides. RefSeq lists its product as uncharacterized. Bases 1 to 360 code for a protein of 119 amino acids. Gene Ontology annotation, molecular function: RNA binding. Gene Ontology annotation, biological process: mRNA splicing, via spliceosome; P-body assembly. The record is from RefSeq and is a predicted model, not a curated record. NCBI's taxonomy places the organism in Eukaryota, Metazoa, Xenacoelomorpha, Acoela, Convolutidae. The transcript has 2 exons. Gene Ontology annotation, cellular component: catalytic step 2 spliceosome; P-body; U4/U6 x U5 tri-snRNP complex.
AUGUCAAGUAGUGCUGGUGCUACUGCAGUGGAUGAGCAAGGCGAUGCCAAUGUACCUCCGCCUUCGUCUACUGAUCCCACUUUGCCCUUGGUGGAACAGCCCCUUGAUCUCAUCAGACUGUCGCUCGAAGAGAGGAUUUACGUCAAGUUAAGAAACGAGCGAGUACUAUAUGGCAAACUACAUGCAUACGACCAUCACUUGAAUCUAAUCAUGAGUGACAUUGAGGAAGUGAUCACGACAGUUGAAGUGGACGAAGAGACUUAUGAGGAGAUCUAUAAGACGAGUAAAAGAAAUAUUCCACUCAUGUUUGUGAGAGGAGACGGGGUCAUUUUGGUAGCACCUCCCAGCAAGUCCACCUGA